AUGCAGCCAGUAUCUCUCCUCAUCGGCCUCAUCGGCCUGAGUGCGACUGCUUCUUGCGCCCCCACAACCGGGAGAACAAGCGCCCCAUCCGGCUGUCUAACUGUCGGGUCGAGUGGUAAUUAUUCCAAGAUCGGCGAUGCCCUCGACGCCCUCGGAUCCUCGACAGCCUCAGCAUGCAUCUACAUUGCCAGCGGGACAUACGAGGAACAAUUGACGAUCCAGUACCCGGGCAACCUGACCCUCUACGGCGAAACAACAGACACCAGCACAUACAAGCAGAACACAGUCAACAUCACGCAUACCAUUUCCUCGCCUGAGGCAGGAUCGCUGGUUGCAAGCGCUACUGUUGAUGCGGAGUCGGAUGGACUUACGAUGUACAAUAUCAAUAUUGAGAAUGGAUUCGGGGAGGGUCAUCAGGCUGUUGCGCUUGUCGCAAAUGGAGAUAGACAGGGCUACUAUGCAUGCCAGUUUCUGGGAUACCAGGACACGCUCUACGCCAAAGGGGGUACCCAGUACUACUCCAACUCUUUGGUAAAGGGCGCCGUGGACUACAUCUUCGGCGCAUCCUCCGCCUGGUUCAACAACUGCGACAUCGUAUCCAACGGAAAGGGGUAUAUAACCGCCAUGUCUCGCGAGGAAGAAACCGACACAGCCUGGUACGCCUUUGACUCGUGCAACAUCAAAGCCGCGUCCGGCAAAGAUCUGACUGGGGAGGUGUAUCUCGGUCGUCCGUGGCGAGUCCUCGCUCGCGUCAUCUAUCAGAACAGCGUGCUGAGUGAUAUUAUCAAUGAAAAGGGCUGGACUACGAUGGCGGAUGGGGCUACGCCGUCGUAUUAUGAGAUUGAUAAUUCUGGGGAUGGAGCGGAUACGUCGAAGAGGGAGUAUGAGUCGACCAUUGAUGCGCCUGUUACGAGGGAGACGGUGCUUGGGGGUGAUUAUCAGGGGUGGAUUGAUGGGAGUUAUUGA
Messenger RNA from Aspergillus wentii DTO 134E9, 966 nucleotides. RefSeq names its product putative pectin methylesterase (gene pmeA). Gene Ontology annotation, biological process: cell wall modification. Gene Ontology annotation, molecular function: pectinesterase activity. The coding region runs from base 1 to 966 and encodes 321 amino acids. NCBI's taxonomy places the organism in Eukaryota, Fungi, Ascomycota, Eurotiomycetes, Eurotiales, Aspergillaceae. The transcript has 3 exons. The record is from RefSeq and is a predicted model, not a curated record.